Messenger RNA from Magallana angulata, 2843 nucleotides. RefSeq names its product translocon-associated protein subunit alpha-like. NCBI's taxonomy places the organism in Eukaryota, Metazoa, Mollusca, Bivalvia, Ostreida, Ostreidae. The transcript is spliced from 9 exons. The record is from RefSeq and is a predicted model, not a curated record. Gene Ontology annotation, cellular component: endoplasmic reticulum; endoplasmic reticulum membrane. The coding region runs from base 113 to 1018 and encodes 301 amino acids.
AGAUAACAUAUUCGAUACAAUUUGCCGGUGUAGACGUCCGAGGUAGAAGACGAAGGGCUGAGAGAAAAUCCAUCGGCAUCCUCGUAGUGUGGAAAAUUGAAGAAGAAACAAAAUGUGGUCCAUCUUAGGAAAGAUGAUGUUGAUAUUUCUGCUGGUACUGCCAUGCACAGUUAUGAUUUUUGAGAAUGAUAAAGUAGCUGUGUAUGCUCAAGAUGGAGAUUCUGUAGAAGGAGAGGAUGACGAAGACACUGUUGUUGAAAAUGAGGAUGGGGUAGAGGAUGCAGACCAGGCUGUUACUGAAAAAGAAAAGGAAGAUGAAGAGGAAUCGACUGAAGAAGAUCAGCAGCUGAAACCUUCUCCUGAUGCAGAUGCUGUAAUGCUCUUCACAAAACCCAUUGGCACCACUGAUUUGCCUGCUGGCCAUACCAUCAGGUUUUUGGUUGGGUUCACCAAUAAAGGAGAGAAGACCUUCACCGUGCAGUCACUCGAGUGUUCCUUCAGAUAUCCCCAAGACUACAACUUCUUCAUUCAGAACUACACAACAGCUCAGUACAACCAGGAUGUGGGGUCAAGAAAACAAGCUACAUUUGAAUAUGGAUUUACCCCCAAUGAAGGCUUCGCUGGUAGACCCUUUGGCUUGUCCAUCUUGUUGAAUUACAAGGACGAGGAAGGCAAUUCAUUCAUGAGCCCUGUAUUCAAUGAAACUGUCAACAUUGUGGAACCAGAUGAGGGAUUAAUUGAUGGAGAAACGUUUUUCCUGUACGUGUUCUUGGCAGCUAUUGCGGUUUUGCUAUUGGUCGGUGCUCAGCAACUAUUGGCUUCUUUCAGCAAGAAACAUCGCUCAAAAAAGUCGCACCGCCAACCAGUGGAGAUGGGCACACAGAAUACAGAUGUAGACUACGAUUGGAUCCCAAAGGAAACCCUGGAGAGGGAUUUAAACAAGUCACCGGGGCGUUCACCGAAACAAUCCCCCCGCCAGAGGAAGAGCAAGAGGACCGCCGGGUCAGGAGAAGAAUGAUCGUGCUGAUGCUGACCCUGAUGGAAGUGGAUCUAAAGACCAGGUCACUGUUACACAUACAACGCGAGUACAACAGCUUCAUGGACUGCAAGAAAAUCAUCAAACUACUCACAAGAAAUCAUGUUAUUCUUUAGGUUUUUCUUUGUAAUCUAACUUUUUAACUAAUGGUAUGAAUGGUGGUUGUAAAGGGUUCAUUUGCUCAUUGAAUUAUUCCCCUUUUGUUAACAGAGUUCAUUAGUCAGUAUGAGAGAUGGAGUUUGUCUAGUUUUCUAUUUAUCAAUAACUUUGGAAGUCAUCACGUUUAACAUCUAGUGUGUUGACCACAUUGUGUAAUGUUACUGGUAAUGGCAUUUUCUUAACAAUGAUGAGUGUAUCUUGUUCAUUUGAAGUAUAUUUUUAUUUAAUGAAGUGUGAAUAAUCCACAGGGGCUCGUCACGAAGUUUUUUCAACCUUUUAUAUAUACCACCUCUAUACUAUAAAAUACACAAGGGAGGAAUCAAAACUCGGAAAAAUCGCUACCUCCCGAUUUCGGUCGCCUCGUAUUAAUUCUUCUCGGACGUUAAACCCUGCACUCUAGGUAUCAUUAGAUCGGGAAAGGACCAUAGUUUUUAGGAAUACCUGCAAAAUUUAAACAUCGGCAACAAUUUUAGAAGUUUUCACGCAUUUUCUUCCAGUUUACUCUCCGGUGACACUUUCUUCGAUCAGAUGUUGCGCUCUCAUUGGUCAAUUCAAUGUUGCUCAAGAUAACUCGUACGCGGACUUGUAUUUUAGAGGGAUUUUCAAACGAUAUUCAAACUUGCUUUGAUGCAAGAAAUACAUAGUCACGUCCUACCGAAUGUCCGAUGUAUGGUUAAAAUAUUUCUACAUAAAUAUGAAAAUUAAUACAUAUACUCACCACGUAAUAAGAACUUCUUCACUCACCAUUUGAAUAUCCCUCUAAAAUACGAGUCAACGUACGAUUUAUCUUGAUCAACAAAAUUAACCAAUGAGAGCGCAUGAAUAAAUUUGGUGCGCAACAUCUGAUCGAAGAAAGUGUCACCGGAGAGUAAACUGGAAGAAAAUGCGUGAAAACUUCUAAAAUUGUUGCCGAUGUUUAAAUUUUGCAGGUAUUCCUAAAAACUAUGGUCCUUUCCCGAUCUAAUGAUACCUAGAGUGCAGGGUUUAACGUCCGAGAAGAAUUAAUACGAGGCGACCGAAAUCGGGAGGUAGCGAUUUUUCCGAGUUUUGAUUCCUCCCUUGUGUAUUUUAUAGUAUAGAGGUGGUAUAUAUAAAAGGUUGAAAAAACUUCGUGACGAGCCCCUGUGAAUAAUCUCUAAAUUUAAUAUAUGGACUGUAAAGCAAACUGUGAUAGAGAAGUAUUCUAUGAGGUGCAAUUGUUACAAAAAUGUUUUGUGAGUAUUAUCAACUAUCAUGCUAAGUCAGGUCAGCAGAAAUUGACGAUUCCGAGGUUUGACAUUAAUUUAGGGGCUGUUGUACUUUGGCGUUCGCCUUUUGCCACUGAUAUUGUAUCAAUUUAUCUGUCUUUAAGUACUCUUGUAAAAUGGUGCAGGGAAAAACUGACUGAUAGAAAAAAAUUGUGUGUCGGCCAAUUUAUUUAUAUGUUCUCAAGGAUUAGGAAUGUAGCUUUUUAGUAAGAACAGAUGUUUUCGUGAAUAAAUAUUUGAUGGAUUUUGAAUAGCAUGUAUUGUUUAGUAGUAAUCUUGUGAAGUUCUCAACUUGUGUCAUUCCAAAGCCUUGUACUUGAAGGAUAUUUUGUAUUUUGCAUAUAAUGUGACAGCAAUGUUUACAUCUACUUCCUAUUUAAUAAAAUAAGUGAAAAAAAUGU